Molecule: messenger RNA, 3892 nt
Organism: Notolabrus celidotus (New Zealand spotty)
Lineage: Eukaryota; Metazoa; Chordata; Actinopteri; Labriformes; Labridae
Gene: pomt2
Product: protein-O-mannosyltransferase 2
Exons: 21
Coding region: 945-3239 (764 amino acids)
Biological process (GO): protein O-linked glycosylation via mannose
Cellular component (GO): endoplasmic reticulum; membrane
Molecular function (GO): dolichyl-phosphate-mannose-protein mannosyltransferase activity
Source: RefSeq, a predicted model, not a curated record
GACUUCCGGUGUGGACUUCCGGUGUGGAUCUUGUGGCGGCGCCAUCUUGCCUGCAGUAGGGUACCCUUGGAAUAUAUAUACAAUGGAUUGGAUUGGACUACUGGACUUCAUGUUUUUUAUUUUUUUAACAUUUUAUAUCCUGGACUGUAGAUUUGUCAGAUCUGAAGGCAAAUGUCUAGUCCAAGUUCUCAUAUUGACACUGACUUUAAUAAAGACGAAUGAAAAUUGAAUAAACAUUGAAAUAAUUCUUAAUACUUUGGCUCCCUCUAGUGGACACAGAGAGCUUCGAUUCCUCUGAUUUUCCAGUUGAUCCAUAACCUUUUCCCAUUGGUUAACCAAGGAUGAGUCAUCACAGAAGGAUUCUGGGAAAUUGAGUUUUCGUUGCGUUCCUAUGCUCACAUGAAUAACACAGCGAAAUACAGCUCCCAGAAGCCACCGCGCCUCAUACGUGUUUCGGUUGACUCUUACCUCUACCUCCUGUGCUCGCGCUGGGUUGCUAAUGUAAAGUUUUCAUUGAUAAAACGGGGAUUUGAUGCGGUAGAGUCCGUUAUCGGCUCGUCUUGUGCUGCUGUUUGGAAUGCCGAGAGUUUCCGAGUGGAUAUUCUGUUAGAAAUUCACGAGCUUGGCUAAGUAUGAUAUCGAUAAGUGUCCCAACAGCUUGGUGACCAUGUAGAAAUAUGUAUAAUAACAUGUCUAAUAGGGAAGAUGCGACAUUCAAUGUCAGUGCAGCUAGUGUGAACAGUCAGUUUUAAGAGCUGGCAUCUGGUGCUUCAGUGUUAAAUCAUAUUAUUUACUGCUAACUGAAGCUGUAAUCGUCCCAUCAAAACAUCCACAUAUGAUCCACUAACUAGCUGUUUUAAUUCACAUUAGGUAGAGCAAUCCAAACGUCAUCAGACUUUGAUUUGGAGGGGUCCAAUUAGUCAAUUACAGGUUUUUAUUUCCUCAUGGCAAAUGAAGAAUGUGUGACGCAAUGGAACAAAACAGGGGACAUGUCAACACCAGUACGAAACAGGAAAACCUUUCCCACCUCCCAAAACCAAUGCACUACUUUAUCAAAGGACACACACAGUCACAUGGCUGGACUCUUGUCAGAAGAUGACAAUCACUCCUCAAAUGGGACAUCAUCUAAGUUUGUGGCCAGAGGGCAUGCCAAUGACGAGUCAUCCAGCAGAGUGUUUCUGAUGUUGGUGGUGGGGUUGUCUUUCUCUACCCGCCUCUACAAAAUAAGAGAGCCCCCUCAUGUGUGCUGGGAUGAGACGCACUUUGGAAAGAUGGGGAGCUACUACAUCAACAGGACCUUCUUUUUUGAUGUUCACCCUCCUCUUGGGAAAAUGCUGAUAGGCCUUGCCGGUUACAUGACAGGUUAUGAUGGCACCUUUCCCUUCAUAAAGCCAGGAGAUAAAUAUGAGCACCACAACUACUGGGGGAUGAGAGGAUUCUGUGCCGUGUUGGGCUCCUUUCUCCCGAUCUUUGCCUACCUCAUAGUGCUGGAUUUGUCUAGGUCUCGCUCUGCUGCUUUUAUCACUGCAAUCCUUCUUAUAUUUGACACUGGCUGCAUCACCAUCACCCAGUACAUCCUUCUGGACCCUAUUCUCAUGUUCUUCAUCAUGGCAGCAGUGCUGAGCAUGGUGAAGUUUAACCAGCAGAGACACAGGCCUUUUACUGCCUCCUGGUGGCUCUGGCUGAUCCUGACCGGUUUCAAUCUUGCUGGUGCAUUGGGGGUGAAGUUUGUGGGUCUGUUUGUCAUCCUGCUGGUGGGGCUGAACACAGCCUGGGAUCUCUGGAGGCUCUUUGGAGACCUGAGCCUCUCUCUUGUGGAAAUUGCAAAGCACUUCCUUGCUCGGGUUGUUGGACUCAUCCUAUUCCCCCUCCUCUGUUAUGUUACAAUAUUCGCAGUCCACUUUGUCGUGUUGAACAAAAGUGGACCGGGUGAUGGUUUCUUCAGUUCAGCCUUUCAGUCGCGCUUAAUUGGGAACAAUCUACACAAUGCUUCCAUGCCUGAGUACCUGGCUUAUGGCUCCACCAUUACAAUCAAAAACCUCCGUAUUGCUGGAGGGUAUUUACACUCUCAUUGGCACUUAUACCCAGAGGGAGUGGGAGCACGGCAGCAGCAGGUGACAGCAUAUCUUCACAAAGACUACAAUAACUUGUGGCUAGUUCACAGACCCGAUCAUAAUCAAACUCAUCCUGGGACACCUGAUCUGGUGCGUCAUGGUGACAUCAUUCGACUGGAGCACAAAGAAACAACUCGUAACCUUCAUGCUCACCUCCAUGAGGCCCCUCUGACCAAGAAACACUUCCAGGUUACAGGUUAUGGCAUUAAUGGCACAGGUGACCUCAACGACCUGUGGCAGGUGGAGGUGUGUGGAGGUCGGAAGGGAGACCUGGUGAAGGUGCUGCGCAGCAAAGUCCGCUUUCUGCACCGAGCUACCGGCUGUGUGCUUUACUCCUCUGGCAAGACUCUCCCUAAGUGGGGCUGGGAACAGGUGGAGGUGACAUGUAGCCCCUACUUGAAGGAGACUCCAAGCUCUCGGUGGAACAUUGAAGAUCACAUCAAUCCCAAAUUGCCCAACAUCAGCUUGUCUGUGCUGAAGCCACAUUUUUUUGAGAUCUUACUGGAGUCCCACAUUGUGAUGAUAAGAGGAAACAGUGGCCUGAAACCAAAAGACAAUGAGAUGAACUCAAAACCCUGGCAUUGGCCUAUAGACUACCAGGGAUUGAGGUUUUCUGGAGUGAAUGAUACAGAGUUCCGUGUUUACCUCCUGGGGAACCCUGUGGUCUGGUGGAUCAACCUGGUCACUUUAGGAUUGUACCUUGUCAUGGUGAUAGUGGCGUCAAUAGCCCUCCAAAGAGGUUUCUCAUUGAGCCAAAAAAGAAAAGAGCAUUCUCUUGUUCUUACGAAAGAAGGAGGGUUUCUUCUUCUCGGCUGGUUGCUGCACUAUGCACCUUUUUACAUGAUGGGCCGUGUCCUUUAUUACCACCACUACUUCCCUGCAAUGCUCUUCAGCAGCAUGCUAACUGGGAUCACAUUAGAUGUUCUGUUGAAAAGCACUGACCUGCUGCUCCGCCCACCCUUUGCUGAUUGGCUGCAGAGAGUCGGGCAGCUGGGACUUCUGUUUGGCGUUCUUUACAGUUUCUACCUAUUUUAUCCCCUCUCCUAUGGCAUGACCGGUCCUCUUGCACAUGAGCCGGGCAGCGUCAUGGCUGGCCUGAAGUGGAUGGACACCUGGGAGUUUUAAUCUGCUUUGCAUUAAGAGCACACUGAUAUCGUGAUGUAUGCUGAUAGUUCUUAAUCUAGUUAUUUAAAUCAACCGUGUGUCUCACAGACUUUUGGUCAGACAGUUUACAUUAAAAGAUAUUUUCAUAAGGUACUGACUGCACACACUACCAUAGAAUCUCUUCUUGCCGAGGUAUUUAUCUCUUAACGUUUCCAAGUAUUGUAGUAAAUAAUGUUUAAAGAAUGAUUUUAUAAGACAGACCUGAAGCAGUGCAAUAUAGAAUCCAGAGUGUUGUGGAGUUUGAAAAUAACGAUCUAGAUAUUAAUAAUUACCAAACUGCCUUAACUAAACACUCAUCUUACAUCCUGGACUGAUAUUUGAUAUGGUUAUUUACUGUAUGUCACAAUAAUAAGCUCAAGUGCCUGAUGAAGCUGGUAAAAGUAGAAUCUUAAUGUUAAAUGCUGCAUUUUCCGUUUGAAAGAAAAGGUGUUUUUUUUAUGUAGUUACAGAGUAUUUUGGUUUGCAGUUGUCUUGAUCUUAAUGCUCAGUAUUUUUGUAUUAGUGCUGUCAGGCGCUGGCUUUGGUUUUUACAUUUUAAGACUGACUGAAUCUGAAAGUGUCAUAUGUACAUCUCAGUAGGCUCAAUAAACCAUGAUAUUCUUUUAGUCUCUUUA